Leptopilina heterotoma is the source of this 1571-nucleotide messenger RNA. RefSeq names its product ropporin-1-like protein. Bases 103 to 1323 code for a protein of 406 amino acids. Lineage: Eukaryota; Metazoa; Arthropoda; Insecta; Hymenoptera; Figitidae. The record is from RefSeq and is a predicted model, not a curated record. The transcript is spliced from 6 exons.
UGAUAUCACACAGGAGUUGUAAUGGAAUUUAAAAUACGGUCGCAAUAAUGUCGAGUCGAUAUUGUUACCACGACAACAGGACAACUCAAAGGAAAAUUAAUCAUGCCACUAGUUGAACAAUCAAAUUACGGCAGUCAACAAAUCAAUGUGCCGCCGAGUUUGCCAAUGAUUUUAAAACAAUUUUGCAAAGCUGCAAUCAGAACACAGCCGUACGAUCUUCUCAAAUGGUCCAGCGCAUAUUUUCGUGCCCUGGCAGAGGGCGAGGAACCGCCGUCGAAAAUUCGAUUGGAGUAUCCGUCACCCACAACCGCUUCUGGAUUAACUUUGGGAUUCUUGAAAGUACUCCUACGACAAUUAGGAGAUUACAAUAAAGUGGUACCAGUGGAAACGCUUUUACGCAGAUGGGAUUGCUUAUGCCUCGAUCGUAAGGAUUUGAAUCUCAUAAUGUUAAUUGGAAAAUUUCGUCGCAAGUGCCAAGUGAAAAAAUUCCUCGCGAUUGCCGCUGGCCUCCUGACAUCGAGUCUAUUUGAAACAAUGAUUAUGAUUUGUGAAUUAUUCACACAUGAACCGGACGGUGGAUCUGCGAUGAUUCCCGUCUCAUUAUUCAUGGAAUUAUAUGGAUUUUUGGCUGGACUUCGAUGCGAUGGAACAGCGAGAGAUCCUGACGAUGAUCCACACUGUACAUUCUUUGACGAAUCAGAUCAGGGAGAAUUAAAUUCCGAAAAUCACGAUUGCUCAGAAAAGAAUAAUAAGAAGAAUUUUUCAUCUCCCAAAAGUGAGAAUACGGAAUCUGACGUUAAUCUCGAUUUGGAAUUUGUUUAUAAAAAUGAUGACGAAUCACUAACUAAAAAUGAGAAGAAAAAGACUUUAGAAAAUCAAUAUGAAGAAAAAUUGACAUCAGAAGAAAGUGAGGGACAAUUGUCAAAUGGCAAAUCUGUGAACACCGACACAACGGAAAGUUCAAAAUUGGCCGAUAAUCGUGAUAGUAAUAAUUCGACACAAUAUGUCAAUGAAAAUUCGAUGGAGGUGAAUAAAGCGUUAAUUGAAAGUUCUGAACAAAGCAGUGUGGAAUUACAAAUUAUCAACGAUCGACGAAUUUCCGCUUCAGAAGGCAAAAGAGUGAAAAUGAAAAUUCGUGAUCCUUCCUUGUACAAAUUUUACCCGAAUAUACCAGGAAUCGGACCACGUUUAUCAGCCGAGGAAGUUGCGUGCAUCGCGAUAUGGAUGAGUGAAUGCGCAAAAAGACAAGAAGGUAUGGUCGGUCCACGAAAUAUUCGUCAUUCUCAAUGUCCUCCUCUAGAUAGACAACGAAAUCUUCGUUAAAAAAAAUAUCUGAAAUUAUUUAAAUUAUCCAUUAAAAAAAAUGAUAAUGAGAUAUUAAAAAGCAGUUAUUCAAGACUGAUUGUUAACAAUUCAUUUUAAAUUUGUAUCGUUGACGACACAAAUUAUAUAUAUUCAUAUUAUAUAUAUAAAUUAUCUACUCACUUUCUCAAUUGUUAGUUUUUUUAGAGAUUUAAAAUGAAUAGAUUGUUAUGUUUACCUUAACUAUUGUUUUAUAGAUUGUAAUAUUU